AUGGGAGACCCGUACUUUACUUUAAAGCGCAAACUUGAAGAUCUUGGCUAUAAUAAUUCCUUACCGACAGAGGCAGUACCUCUUGUAGAAUGUGUCCUAGCAGAUCUUUUACAAACCACACGCAGUCUGCAGCAUUACAUGGAUUUAUCGAAAGAAGCUAUGAUGCAGCGUGAUUCUCUGAUGAUGGAAGCAGAGCCCUAUAAGUGCGACAACUCCAAAUUAAUACAAGAGAAUAAUCGCCUUCACAGAGAUUACAUGAAACUACGCGAGGAAAAUCUUAGAACUGUCAAAGAGUCUAGGCGAAAAAUAAAGACUUUGUCUGAGGAGCUUAUAAAAAAAGACACAAUGAUUAGCAAAUUACAACAUGAGAUAAGAGACUUAAGCCUUAGAGGAUUGUGUGCUGAUACUUUGAGUUCACGAAAUAAAACUAAAAAGAAAGAUUGGGAAAAUAGUAACAAUAUACCUAAAAUGUGUGUUUGUAAUGAAAGAAAAAAGUCUUUCAAUGAAAAAGAUCUAACAGAAUUGACAAAUAAGAUCCACAUACUAGAGGAAAAGAAUGAAGCCUAUUGUGAUGAAAUAGUGUUAUUAAAAAGUCAAAUUGAACACAGAGAAGAUGAAAUUAUUCGCCUAAACAUGUUGUUAGAAGGUGGCAGACCUAUAACAGCCAUUAACAAAGACUGCUGCAAUGUAAGCUCAAGUGAAAGAAUUCAGAAACUGCUGAAAGAAAUGCAUGACUUAGAAACAAAUAAUGAAGGUUUGAAGAGAGAAAUAGAAAGUGCUUUAGAAAAACAGCAUGAAGCCAUGCUGAGAGCUCUAGAUCUUGCAGAUAAAAAUAAAAAAUUACAAGAAGAGAUUAAGAAAGUUGAUUCUUUAGCUUUGAAAGUUGAAGAAGACUGUAACAAAAGACUAUCUGCUAUGAGUGGCGAGAUAAAAUUUUUGCAGACCAGAAUUGAAGGGUUGAACAUGAAAAAGUCAGAGUUAGAAAAUCAGCUUUCAAGUCAUGCAGAAAAAUUGACCUCACCACAAGUGAAUGAACUUCAAGAAGCCCUUACUUCUUCAGUUAAAGAAAAUGAUGCAUUACAUAAGGAAAUAAAAGAUCUAGUAGAACUAAAUAAAAGCUUGCAGGAAAAGAUUUUGACUUUAUCACAAAUGAGCAGAAGAAUUAGAUGUGAUGAUGAAACUGGUAUUGAUAAAUUAAGGUAUCCUACUAAAUCUGAAUUGCAUAUGUUAUUAGCAGAUGAGAGAAAAAAGAAUGAAAUACAUAUGCGAAGUGUUCAAGAAAAAAUAACUGAAAUAAUGAAUAGUUUUAAUAGUCAUAUGUCUAAAUGUAAGGACAGAGUAAGCCCCACACUAAAAACUUCACAUGAAAAUGCAUUUGUUAGAGAUUUGCAUACUAGAUUAUGUGAAAGUGAACAAAAGAUCUUGAUGUUAAAGAAAGAAAAUGAUGACUUGAAAAUGAAAUCAACUUAUUUUCAAGAGAAUAAUAAACAAAAUUAUAAAGAUGUCAUCAGUCAGCUUAAUUUAGAAAAUUCAGAAUUGUCACAAGAAAACAUAGCUCUAAGCCAGCAGUUGAGCCAGUAUAAGAAUUUAAAUUCUGUAAGACAUUUUGACAAAAGUGAAUCCAGCAGAAAUGAUGUCCAAAAACUUAAAGAUAAAAUAAAGGAACUAUCUAAUGAAAUUCAGUUACUAAAGAAAGACAAACAUGAGUAUAAUCAAAGAUACAAAGAAACUUUGGAAUUAGCUGAAAAAUUAAAAAGGGAUUUAAUCUUUAAACAAAAAGAAAUUGAACAUUUGGAAGAAGAAAAUUGUUCAUACAAAAUGACAAGUAGAAAUGGAAAAGCUUCUAAAGAACAGCUAAAAGAGGAAUGUGAUUUUCUGAGAGAUCAAUUAAAGAAAAUGCAGACAGAUGUAAUCAGAGAAAAAACUAAUGCAAGUCAAAUGAAAAAUAUACAAAUGGAAACAGAAAGAAGCAGUAAUGAGUUACAAAAUGAAUUAUUGAGUGUUCAAAAGAAAUUUAGUCUGUCUAAAGACACAAUUGAAUCUUUAGAUAGAAAAUGUAAAGAAUUGCAAUCGGAAAUAAUAGCUUUACGAAAUGAGAAAUCCAACCUAAUGGAGAGUAUAAAAAAAAUUGAUCAAGAAAGAGAUAAAUUAGUAAUAGAGUUGGACAAUAAGACAGAAUCUGUAAGCUUGCUUGAGCAAAAAUUAAAAUCUCAAUCUUAUGAUCUCAGUAAAAUAGAACACGAAAAUUCAGAUCUGAAAAGAAAAUUAAACAUGAAUAAAGUCACUGAACACAAAUUAGCAGAUCAUGAAACUCAAAUAAGUUUUCUGAAUGGUGAAAUUUUAAGACUCACUCAGCAACUAGAUAGUGCUAUUAUAGAAAAUAAACACUUACAAAACAGUUUAGCUGAUGCUAAUGGCACAUUGAAGGUAACAAGAAUUGAAUAUGAUAAGUCAAAGAGAGAAGUAGAAAGUUUAAAACAACAAUUGCAACAUUAUGUUGCAGAAAUUAGAAGAAUUGAAGAGUUGUUAUCACAAAAAGAAGCUGAGAGGUCUGAUAUGUUAGAACAUUUUGCUAGUCUGUCUGUGGAAGCUAACAUUUUAGAAAAUACUAAUCAUUCACUAGAGAGUGAGUCAGCUUCCAAAUCAGUACAGCUACAAACAUACAUUACUAAGAUUCAAAAUUUAGAAGAGAAAUUAAUAGACAAAGAAAAUUACCUUGAAACCCAAGCUUCCCGUAUUGCUGCAAUGCAAUGUAAAAUAAGUUCAUUGGAAAGUGAAGUCAAACUUAUGUCAGAAGAGAAAGUGGUCCUUGAACAAAAUAUUUCGUAUUUGAAACAGAUGUGCAAUAAUUUACAGUCAGAUCACUGUAAAACUGUUAAAAAUAUGAAUACUGUAGAUUCAGAAUUAAAACUUUAUGAGAAUAGAAUUAAAAAUCUUUCAAAUACUAAGGCUAAAUUAGAAGCAGAUAAAGAUCAAAUAAAAGACAAAUUGGCAACUACUGAAAGAUUACUAUCAAAUGCUAGAAAAGAAAUUGUAGAACUAAAAUUAGCUUUACAAGAUGCUACAUCUGAAACGAAGUCUUUGCAAGAUAGUGUUAACAGACUAAGUAGAGUUGACAUACAUGAGGAAACAUUGACUAAUCAGGAGUUUAUUCUACCUCUGACUCUAGAUGAGAUUCAUGAGGCUAGUCAUGAGGAAGAUGAUAACAGUUCUCUUUACCAUAGCAAAAGCUAUUCUAAGUAUGGUCACAGUGGAACUAUAUGA
Arctia plantaginis is the source of this 3264-nucleotide messenger RNA. Lineage: Eukaryota; Metazoa; Arthropoda; Insecta; Lepidoptera; Erebidae. The record is from the annotation of a GenBank genome assembly.